CUGCUAGAGACUAGAUCUAGAACUGCGGGCCGUAUUAUAGUGCCCGUGGUGAAUCUUCGUCUUCCGCGCUCGCGCAUGCACGUGCCAUUAUUUGCAGCAGAGAAUGUGAGCACUCUUCUUGGUUCAUCAGCGUCAGCCACGCGACUUUUUUUUAUUUACAAAUACUAGAAAAACGAAAAGAUGCAAGUGAUCCUCGAGAACGCGAGCGCGGAGCUGUCGAACGACGUUUUGUCCCGUUUCCAGGAAAACUUCCGGCUGCUCGACACCAACAAGGACAGCAAGUUGAGCCACAAGGAGGUUGGGAUUCUGCUUCGCGCCUUCGGGCAGAACCCCACAGAUGAGGAUCUCAGCACGAUGCUGCAGGACUUACCCGCACUCGUGGACUUCGACCAGUUUUGCGAAUUCUUUAAAGCAAACUACGCAUUGCAAAUAUGUCUGGGUCUGGAAGGGAGGCUGCGAACUUGUGAUGCGUGUUGCGCAUCCUGCAAAAAUCAGUGUUGCAUGGCUUGCAAAAGACGCCUAUUUCUGGCCAUACUGAGAGGGCGUUUCUCAUGCGGAAUAGGCAUCACUAAGGGGCUGCAGAACCUGUGAUGUUGGGCCCUGCAUUUCAGACUUGGCGGAGCUUGGACAAACAGCAUGACAAAUCUCGGAACCUUCCAGACCCCGACAUAUUUGCAUUUCAUACAAACUACCGCCCGCCAAUAUCCGAGGACGUACUCGUGCAGGCUUUUCAGGUACUACACAGAUUAUACCUGCGAUAAAAUGGAACUUGAGAGGACAUGAUGCGCCAAGAUAGAGAACGUGAUGGCCUCCACCAUAAUGGUAGGCUGUGCUCUACUUCGGACUUACCACGACAAGCGCUAGUGAUGUGCAGCUACUCGAUGAUGAGAUAAGGAGUAAGAAUAACGAACUGCACACUCACAUCAAAUGGUGGCUCUCGAGCAUGACAACCUUCAUUCAACAACCCUAUCUAGGUGUUCGACGUAACCGACAAAGGAGUACUAAACGUCGAAAAGUUUAAGGACGUUAUGGCCAGUCUUGGGGAACCGCUUCCGAUAUCACAAAUCGCAGAGAUUAUGAACGAGGUAUGUUGAUGUUGAUGUCUCUAUUGAAGUGAAUAAACUCAAAAUUGAAGAACUACUAGGAUGCAAAUUAUUUGGUCGUGUGUCAGCGCCAGCGCGUUGUUCUAAAAACACACAAGGUUGACGUCGACGACGACGGAAAUUUUGACUACGUUGCAUUAGCGAAGACGCUUUGCCAAGGACCAAAGGGACUGCCGAUUCACUAGGUGGGCUGCGAUGGAUAAGUAGAAGGGCGCGUGGGUUCUUGAAGUUCUUGGUCCGCACGCUGCCACGAGGUUCUUUUUUCGCCGAGCGGUUUUUUUUGCAACACGACCAACCUGAGCAGCGUAUAGGCAAUUCGGGGAACAGGGAUCGCAGAUCGUCCAAGAUGAAGAGAAGAGGAUCCAUCGAUGCAAGUCAUGCCGGUUGAUGUGUUCAGAUUUUGCAGGAAGACAAAAUUAUUCCGAACCACGAGAACACAGCUGGUGCCUCAUUGGAACUGAUGAAAAGGAAAAUUGUCCUCGUCGAGAAUACAGCAGCAAGGGCAUUGCUAGGAGUUACAACAGGAAAGCGCCACUGUGCUCCUGCGUGACAGGGGCGAAAGUGGAAGAAUAUUAAAUGAGCAACAGCUACCUACACCUAUUCGCAAGAUAGUACCUGGUGGUUGAGGAUCGUGUUGCAUCCCGUCGUUUCUCGUCACAAAUGCAAGAAGACCAAAACAAGGAUUUGGCUUCGCGUGUGAGUGUGUAGCGAUUGAUCUUUAAGAACCGACGGGACCCAUUUAUUUAUUAGUGGUGAGCGAAUCUUCUUCUUCAACGCAGAAUGAAAGGACCCUCUUCUAACAUAACAACAUAUCGCCGCCAACGAACAUGAUCGCCAUCGUCUUUUACGACUCUU
Messenger RNA from Amoebophrya sp. A120, 1958 nucleotides. Lineage: Eukaryota; Dinophyceae; Syndiniales; Amoebophryaceae. The record is from the annotation of a GenBank genome assembly.